Messenger RNA from Benincasa hispida (wax gourd), 803 nucleotides. RefSeq names its product serine protease inhibitor, Kazal-type family protein. Lineage: Eukaryota; Viridiplantae; Streptophyta; Magnoliopsida; Cucurbitales; Cucurbitaceae. The record is from RefSeq and is a predicted model, not a curated record.
UCCAUUUCAUAAUGUCAAACAAAACGAGGCGUGGAGACAGAGAAAAAGAUGUAGGGGCACCGGCCACCUAAUUCCUAGCUAAAGCGCCCGUCCCCUUGUUCGUUACUCAACCGUUAAGAAAAUUCCACGACCGAGGUCUCUUACUUCCUGCCCUAAAUCUAGCCCAUAAUCCCCAAUCACGCGAGCUUUCAAAGCCCGCUGAAAAUGUUCCUCUUCUCAAGACCCCCGAUUUCCAUCGUUUUCUUCUUUUCGCUCCUCAUCUUCGUCUUUGCAGUCCGAUCUGAGGAUGUUUCUUCCGCCAUCCGCUUGCCUUCUGAAGCCACCAAUAACGACGGCGAUGUAGAUCUCUGUCCUGUAUCGGUCCCCUCUUCUUGCCCCGUGAAAUGCUUUAGGACGGACCCGGUCUGCGGGGUUGAUGGCCUUACCUACUGGUGUGGUUGUGCCGAUGCUCUGUGUUCAGGUGUCAAGGUCGCCAAGAUGGGAUUUUGUGAGGUCGGAAACGGGGGUUCUGCACCUAUUCCCGGCCAGGCCCUCCUCCUGGUGCAUAUUUUGUGGUUGAUCAUCCUUGGAGUUUCCGUCUUGUUUGGACUCUUCUGAAUCUUCCGCCACUUCCAUUCCUUUGGUUUCCAUAUGACUAUCUGGCUUGCUUGCUGUAUGAAUCCGUUUCUUUCCAUUUACAUUCUUCUUAUAUUUGAACAUUCUUUUGGGAGGAUCAUUACUAUUCGGCAAUUAAUUUCAUCCUGUUCAUUCCGUGCCCUGGCUAAUAAUAAUAUGUCUGCAAGAUUUGUUCUAUCAUAGACAAA